Molecule: messenger RNA, 9522 nt
Organism: Cylas formicarius (sweet potato weevil)
Lineage: Eukaryota; Metazoa; Arthropoda; Insecta; Coleoptera; Brentidae
Gene: uex
Product: unextended protein
Exons: 10
Coding region: 51-2921 (956 amino acids)
Biological process (GO): magnesium ion homeostasis; transport
Cellular component (GO): plasma membrane
Molecular function (GO): transmembrane transporter activity
Source: RefSeq, a predicted model, not a curated record
AGGUUAUAAAAUCCGCAAGAUCUGUUUUUAUUUUUCCAGUUUUAAAUAACAUGGCGAGAGUGCCAGCUCGCCUCCUCAUAGAAUUGUCAUGCCUCCUGAUAUUUUCCUUCGUAGUUGAAAGCGGAAGUGUAGCAGAGAACGAUAUCCUGCCCGAAUUUUAUCACGUUGAAACAAAAAGAACUACGAACGUAACUGAGGACGAUGUCGCUUACGCGAAAAUCCUAUUCGAAGUGCGGGGUAAAAAUAUAUAUCCGAAAAUGCGGAUCAAGGCGACGCGAAAAAUGUCGCAAAGAAAUUCUGAGUGUCAAAACGCGGAUUUCGCUUAUAAUAUCAGUGAAGUUUCCGCACACGACAAAUGGGCGCAGUACGAGCUGACAGUGCCUCGAAGUGUGGGGGGUAUUUUGUACUUAUGUUUACCUCACCGGGUGAUGGAGAACGUGGGGCUGUUACAGCCCGGUCUAUUAAACAGUGAGUUGCACGUGUGGUACCAUCAGGGUCCUGACAUUAAGUUACCUCUCGGCCAAGAAAAGAUAGAUAAAACCGCGCCUCCAGGCACCGCCAUGGUGGAAAGCAGGGCCCGUCGCGACGACAAUGUUACGGCGAUCAACCUUCCUCCCGCGUCGACGGUCAAAGUGUUGGGACUCAAACUGGAGAAGGUUGAGAAGGAGUUCGAGUUCGACGAGUGGGGAGUUCCGGUGGUGCUGGCCGAGGUCGAGCACGUCCUGAGACUGUUCGGCGAAGGGCUGACGGAAGCCAUGACGAUCACGUUCACGUCCGAACCGGGAAACUAUAGCGAGAACUGUUUUAUACCGGUGGCGAAGGGAUUUUCGGUGGUUCCCGGUUCGUUGUUCCUCAACAGAACCGCUUUGGUGAAGAUAACGCUGCCGCCAUUGCCCUCAGGCGCGGACACUUUGUACAUAUGCGUCAAAGACGGACAGAUAAGCUCGGUGACACCAUUCCUCCAUCAAGGACACGAACCGUGGUUACAGAUCAGAACCUACCAGAACUUAAUUCCGUUGUGGGCCUCGAUCAUUAUCAUCUUGGUCUGCUUGGCGUUCUCGUGUCUGUUUUCGGGCUUGAAUUUGGGCCUGAUGUCGCUGGACAAGACGGAACUGAAGAUCCUGUGCAACACGGGCUCGUCCAAAGAGAAAAAGUACGCCCGGGCUAUCCAACCGGUCCGAGAUCACGGCAACUAUCUCUUGUGUUCGAUCCUGCUCGGCAACGUGUUCGUCAACUCGAUCUUCACCAUCCUAUUGGACGGUCUCACGUCCGGCCUGAUCGCGGUCAUCUUUUCCACGCUGGCCAUCGUGUUGUUCGGCGAGAUCUUUCCGCAGGCGGUUUGCUCGCGUCACGGACUCGCCGUCGGUGCCAAAACCAUCUACAUCACCAAGUUCGUGAUGCUGCUCACGUUCCCGUUGAGCUACUCGAUCGCGAAGCUGCUGGACUGCAUCCUCGGCGAGGAGAUCGGCAACGUCUACACUAGGGAGAGGCUGAAGGAGCUCGUUAUGGUGACUACAGGAGAUAACGACUUGGACAAGGACGAAGUGAACAUCAUCAGCGGCGCUCUGGAGCUACGAAAGAAAACCGUGUCCGACGUUAUGACAAAAAUAGAGGACGUCUUUAUGCUGGAUUACGAGGCCGUUUUGGAUUUCGAAACCGUUUCUGAAAUAAUGAAAAGUGGUUAUUCCAGAAUACCGGUCUACGAGGGCCACCGACAGAACAUCGUCACCAUGCUCUACAUUAAGGACCUUGCAUUCGUCGAUCCGGACGACAACACGCCGCUGAAGACGCUGUGCCAAUUCUACCAAAAUCCUUGCAACUUCGUCUUCGAAGAUGUCACCUUAGACGUGAUGUUCAAGAUAUUCAAGGAGGGCAACAAGGGCCACAUGGCGUUCGUGUCCAGGGUCAACACCGAAGGCGAAGGGGAUCCCUUCUACGAAACCACCGGGAUAAUCACCCUCGAGGACGUCAUCGAAGAACUGAUCCAAUCGGAGAUCGUAGACGAAACUGACGUAUUCACCGACAACAGAUCGAAACGGCGCAGGAACGCGGAAAGGAAGGACUUUUCCAUUUUCGCCGAGCGGAAGGACCAGCAGAACAAAGUGAGGAUGAGCCCCCAACUGACUCUGGCGGCCUACCAGUAUCUCAGCACUAGUGUCGAACCAUUCCAAGUAAACGUGAUAUCGGAAACGAUCUUGCGUCGGCUACUUAAACAGGACAUUGUCUUCCACAUAAAGAAGCACAAAGAAUGGCGCUACGACCCUGCGAACGUCAUCUACAGCCAGGGCAAGGCCGUCGAUUAUUUCGUCAUCAUCCUCGAGGGUCGCGUCGAAGUGACCGUGGGUAAAGAGAAUCUGGUAUUCGAAGGCGGACCAUUCACAUACUUCGGGACCCAAGCUCUCGUCCAAACCGUCGGCAUAGAAUCGCCCGCCGCACCUUCUGGGAUGGGCAGUUUGGAAUCGUUGAAUAUAGAUUCGAUGCUCCGUCACACCUUCAUACCGGACUAUACUGUCAGAGCUUCCACGGAGGUCCUGUACCUCAAAAUCAAGCGCAGUUUGUAUCUGGCUGCCAAACGGGCAACACUCAUGGAAAGGUCUAAGAGGGACCACAACCACACCAAGGAGCAAUUGGACGCGGAGAUCGACAAGUUGCUUAACGACGAUGACGACGUCAGUUCGGGCGGCGUGACGCCCAGGAGGAAAUCCUCGAAGAACCUGACCGCGUUGCAGAAUUCGCGCCAAGAAUUGACGGAGAACCAGGUGCAGAGUCCGAAGACGCCGGCUCGCUUGAGCAACGCGAGCCCCAACCGUUUGAGCGCUAGGGGCGGGGACAUCAACGGCUCGGUGAAGAGCAGCCCCGUCGACGACGAGACGGUCGAUGGCCGCGGCGAGGAGGUUUCCCUUUUGCCGCGCAAAUCGUAACAAAACGUCACGGUCCCGUUCGCGCGGGACCGCACCCAGCGUACUUAAGUUUAAAUCGAGAGAGAGAGAAAGAGAACGGUAGGUCCAGAUUACGUUCGAGUUUCAAUGUUUAAAAAUGACUAUGUUAAAUGUGAAUAUUUUAUGCAUGUUAUAGCGCAGGGUGCGUCGCGGUCCGUUCAUUACUAUUAAUCUACGCGACGUUGCGACGAAAAAGCAAUAAGGCGUUUUUUAAAGGUUUUUUUUGGGCUAGCUCGCGGCGGCUUCUAUUUUGCUAGUGCGAGGAGAAAACCAGGUCGUCCCUCUAGGGCAGUACCGUUCGCGUCGAGAAGUCGCAGUUUCUCGUCGCUUCCAUACGACGCACAGUGGAACGAGUUUAUUUGUGGAAGCAAUUUCAAAUUCUAAUAAAAUAAGUUUAUUUAGUUAUUACAAACCAUCUAUGGCGUGACUUAAAAAUUCAGUACUUUUUAGAAAAAAAACUAAGAUGUUUUGAAAUGCUUACAGAGUGGAACUGUCGUGGAAUUUUUUAGUUUUGAUUCUUUUAAAAAGAAAUAGCAUAAAAUUUCACAAUUAUUACCAGAAUUUCAAUAUUUUUGCAAAACCAAGAUGGGGAAUAUCUUUAAAUAUAAAAUUUCCGCACUACAUUUAAGGUCAUCGUCAAAGUUUAAUGACUCUACCUGCUUGAAAGAAAAUAUUAUUGACGAUCCUCUAACCCUCCACAAUUUUUGAAUUACUUCUCCCCGGAUACUAAAUCCCAUAUGGCUCAUACUUAAAAUUGAUGUAUUACCUAAUAUUUCAAUAUCUUGGCACAAUGGCACCAAAUUAUAACCAAAUUUUACAUGGUAAUGUUGAUACGCCAUAAUUAUUAAUAUUUGCACUCGUAUGUCCUUUCGCGAGUACAUUGUACCCGGACUACUGUUUUAUCUACUUAUCUGUCUACUCGGAUUUUUUUAUUUUUUAUUAUAACAUGAAAAAUAACUUGAAAAACACUAAAUAAAAAGUAAUUGCUUAUAAAAAUAAUAAAUCUUGAGGAUAGAGGAACAUAAAUAAAACCUAACAUUAUCAUAAUCCCUACCAUUACUACCAUUAUCAUAAAAUAAAUUUAUAUACAAUAUAAAAAAAUUACAUCCUAUAAUGUUGUAGUGUGUGGUACCAUUUGAAGCAAUUACCAAUGUGUAGUCCAGGCUUUCGGGUGCAAGUGCACAAAUAUACCUAGUUUCCCGCCUGCCGCCUUGUACUUUACGGUUAGAACAUACCGCACAGUCUUUUUUCUUUCCAUCAUGUUGGCGUAAAAUAUGUAAUUUUGGCCCCUGCCGAAAGUUUUUUGUCUUCUCGUCAACCAGUUCCCGAACAAACUUUAAAUGUUAUUGGUUAGACAGUUCGAUGUACUUUUCUUUCGCCACCAUUUCAAAGACUUCCUCAGAAAACAGUAUGAUCCUGAAUAGGAGUCUGCGCGGUUGACACCUCCUAUAUAUUUAUUGUAAUUGACCACUUUUGGCUUUAUUUACAACUUGUAAGUUACCUCCACGUACUUUUCUGUUGACAGGCUGUGUUCCUGAAAAAUUUUCCCAUGAUCAGGUGACCCGGUAAAUAGUAUUUAUGAUACCUGCUAGACACAAUUUUCAAAAAUUAAACAAAUAAAUUUUAAAAAACAAAAAAAAUGAGAAAAAACGUCCUAUCCUACAUGGAAUAUCUGAAUUCAAAAAUACAAAAAAUGUAGGUUGUGCCAUUUAAAGUUCGAAAGUUACUUACUGUCGAUUUCGCUCAAAACGGAAGUGCUACCAUUAACUACAUAUUGUCAAAAAAGUGGACAUUCAGCCUAUAUUAACCCUUCCAAAUUUCAAAUCGCUCUCUCAAGCCGUUUAAAAGUUAUAGUGUUCCCAUAUUCUUGUGUCACCGGGUAUAAAUAAUUCUUUUAAGUCUCUUUUGAGUCAGCAACUGUGUUAAAAUAGAAUCUAAAAUGGGUAAAAAAAAAAUCCAUCUAGAACAACUGACCCAAUGAAUUUAACAGUUAUUUCUGCAAAUGAAAACUAUAAAAACACAAGUGUUUAAUGUGGAUUUUCUAAAAAGACAACGUCUCAAUAAAAAUGUUUCAGCUCUCAGCAGGAAUUAGAUAAUGGAAUGAUUCAAAAAACGAAAUGUUUAAAAUAAAUCAAAGAUCACAACGAAUAGUAUGUAACUAAAAUUAUAUACCUUAACUUUCCCACGGAGUUUUUUGAAGUUACAAGAGAAAGCAACAGUUUGGUUUACCACCGUAUAAUAUAGCCUAAUCAAAAAAUUUUGCUUUAUAAAAAAAUUCAGGAAAAACAAUAAAUGGAUCUACAAACUGAUAAAGUGAUCAGGGAAAUCAGAUAAAAAACGAAAAAGUUAUAAAAUAUCGUAUAACCUAUACAUUAAAUGGCAUUUUUUAGAGCGGGGCAAGAUGAUAAAUUAGUUUCAUUGUUAGGAAAGCUUAGUCUACUUAUAUAAAGUUUUGGCCAACUUUGACCAUUUUAUUAUUUUUUAAUAAAUAUCUUUUUGCUACUAAAAAUACUAUAUUGGCUAUAUUUAAUUGUUCCCCCAAACGGUUGUGACUAGAUAUAUAUAUAUUUUAUUUUAAAGUAAAAAGGAAUGUUUGUCCUAACGUAUAUUGCCACAUUUUAUAAAACUAGGUUUUUAUGGACAAAAUAUGUUGUAUAAUUAGGUCAAGAAAGUUUUCAGUAUUGAAGCGUAUAACGGUCUGAAUUGUUCUCAAAUCAAUCAAAUAGUGAUUUGACUUCUCUCUAAUAGGGCUUUUUGCAAUUCUUUUAAAGUUAAAGGAGCAAGACCAUGACUUCGUAUUCUUCACCUAUAAUUGGGUUUGCCUCUGGACUUACAAUAUUAGACAAAAUUAAUGUUACUUUCAGAAAAUUUCAUAACAAAUAAUUCUUUUAGAAUACCUUAAGUUCGUGAUUGGUAAAAUAAAGCUGGUGAUGGUUUUUAAAGCAAAAGUAAAUUUAAUAAAUCUUUUUAUUACCUCGACAAAAUCGAAGCAUCUUUGUAUUUUUUCUGCUAAAAAUAGGUAUGAAUCCUUAUAUUUAAUAUUUGGUCCACUAUACUUUAUUUGGUUUUUUUUUUUCACGAAUGGAGGACCAAACGUUUUUAAUUUGUAAUGAUUCGGCUUGAUUUCCUCUUCAAAUUUCUUUCUAUACAAUACAACACCAAUACAACCGCCGCUGGACAACCUUAGCCGGGUAUUUUGGGUUGUUGUCAUGUCUUCAUAACCUAAUUAAAUAUUUGUCAAGCGACCAUACCAUACUUAACCGUUGGACAAAUGUAUUUAUAAUCAAGCCUUUUACCAUCUGAACCACGUUAUUCAACUUUGAUUCGUCAGAAAACAAAACCUUUUUCCAAUCUCUUGCUGGUUCACGAUUCUUGCAAAACUAAAUCCGUGCAACCGAAUAAUAUCUAAGAAGCUCCGGGUAUGUUGCAGGUCUAUGAUUAGCCAAAUUGGCUUCUCCAAAUCGAUUUUUGAUUCCUACAGAUGUAGUAUGGCGAUCUCGCAGACUUUGUAAGAUGAUAACUUCAGAAUGAUGAGCGUUAAGCGGCCUAUACACAUGCAGGCAAGUGUUAAGACUUGCCUGUACAGGUCGAGACACACGAGUAAGUGCGAAUUUGUAUGGAUUAAAACUCAAGGCGCGUUCAGUUCCAAGCGCGGCUCGAAGCGAAUCAGAUUGUGUCUGAUUUUUAGAGCAAGUGCGAAGGCCAACUUCAUUUUUCGCACAGCAGCACGCCCCACCAACUGGUGAACCUCGAGGUUUACCUGAAUAGUGUGUGGCCGCAAUUCGUUUCGCACUUGCUCGCGGACUUGCCUGCAUGUGUAUAGCCCCCAUUAGUCUUCGUGGUGGGCCAGCUUUAGGUCGUGUUGUGUAAACCUCCACCAGCAAAAUAGAAGCUUGAUUUUGAUUUACGACAAAUAUUAUAUAAAACUUUAAAGUACUUUUAAUGUAAAGGUAAAGUUUAAGCGGUACCAAUAUUCUGUCACGCCAAUUGAUGGAUACGUUUUAUAUAACGUUCGAGUUGUACGGACUUGUGGUUUAAAAAGAAUGAGGGAUGACAAUAUUGCGUUCUUUAAAUAUCUGGACCAUGGAGCUUAAUAUAUGGUUUUUAAGUGUACAGGUUUUUUAGUUUUUUGUGGACUGGUAUAAACUUUCUUAUUUCAAGUAUUUUUCAAAUUCCGAAAAUUAAAGUUCGUGCUGCAGCAAAUUUUUAAGUGGGCAACGUUUUACAGUGUUGCCACAUUUCACAUUUGUAAAUUUACUCCCUUUCAUAUUCACAUUCAUCAUACCGAUCGAAUAACUAAUUUACUUUAUUUUAUUGCAAAAAAUCCGAAACAAAACUAAUAUUUUAUACUUUUAGAAUUUGUUUAUUAUUAUUCUUACCGCUAGUCAAAUAAUAAAUAAAAUAAUUUUAAUAUAAUUAUUAGCAAUUGAUAACCUGAAAAUAAUGAUGAUGGUCAAUAAUUCCGAAACGGUUACCGUAGACCCAUACUAUUAUAUGUAAUUGAAGUUGUGUUUCAAUGCUUAAUUUAAAAGUAAGUAUACAGGGGUGCCAUUAAAAAAAAUACGGUAAGUCUACAAAACGCGAAAUGUGGCUCAUCACUUCAAAAUUUGAUUUCGUAGCAAACGUUAACAUAAACAGUACUAUAAUUGAGUAUGCAUGAGAAUUGAGAGGUAUUAAAAAUAUUUUUGUCGUAACAGUUUUCGUCUUGAUACGCAUUCUCUGAAUGCCGUAUCAAUAUUUAAAAUAACUGAACUGAAAGAACUAUACUCCCUGUAUACACACCAGUAAUAUACUUAAGAAGUUGAAAUCAAUACAAGAAACUUUUGUAUUAAAUUGUAUUGAUUUGAUUUGAUACUGAUUAGCCCUUAAAAUGAACUUAAUAAAUCACGACUUAAUGCGGCAUUUUGUACCUUAAUUCUGUUUGGUACUCGAAAGAUAACGCAGGAAAUCAAAAACGUGUUUUUUUUUACUUCUUUUUCUUUUUAAUUAAUUUUGAUCUGAUAUACGAAAAAGAACUAGCGCUCGGAAAAAAGACUAUGUGUGGGGUGUGUUUUUGAAAAUAUUCGCGAAAUAUUAAAGUUCUUUCAGUAAUGAAUUUCUAAGGAAGCUACGUAAAUGUUAAUGAGUAUUAAGUCACACAACUUAACCUUUACAUUUGUACAUAAUAACUUAAUACUUCACCAAUCAGUAUUCACAAUACUAAAAACUGUUCCAUACAAGAAAUGGGGUAGAUGGUAUUUUUAGCAGAAUAUAAUUGAAUAUUUGACUUAAAAUUCACUCACAAACCGAAAAUCGUAAAAAAUUGAACUUUACACUGUUUGGCUCCAAGGUCCAUAUGUAUAAUCCGUUUGUGUGUGGAAUGAAUGUUCCAAUUGCCACGUCCGGCAUUAACUGUGUAACGCAAUCUUUAAGCUCUAUGUCCAACUGCAAUCUACAGUUAAGGUUUUAGAAGUAGACUUAACGGCACUGGUUUUCACUAGGAAAUGAACAGUUAUAAUUAUCCUCAUAAAAUAAUAAAAAAACAAUUUUCUUCUGGAAAAUUUUCCUUAAAACAAUUUUCUUCUGGAAAAUUCUCAUUCAAACUGCCAUAUGUGACUACACUGUUUUGGCAGAAAUAAAUUUGUCUGCAUUUUCUCUAUAGGGGCUUGCCCACGACCCUCAAAAACGGUUUAAACUGUUCGGACUCUUUUUUAAACGUUUUUUAUUAAAUUUAAUCACCUCCAUCCCGCCAUCUUUCGAUGUCGCUCCAAAAACAGUCAAGUGACGUUUGACGGUAUAUUUCAUUAAUUAAUAGUCUGUGUUUUGUCAAGAACGCGAUGAGGAGAUUCGUGAAUUUAUUGGCAGUGUAAAAACUAUUUAAUUAAUUUGAUUCUCCAGUUGUUACAAAUUUAGUAGAACUAUGUAAAAUAGGGAAAAAUUUUGAAAAAAAACCUUGUGACCGUCAAUUAUCUAUUCCCUUUUAGUGGUGACUCACCGAUUGAUUACAGUCGGUCGUUUCUCCCCCUUAUUGUAGAUGUCACGUUGAAGUAACCCUUUUCGCAAUCAAAAAUAAAACAAUGUGUUUUUUACCGUAAAAUGCACGAUUUUGUAUAUUAAGACUGCGAAGCUAGCGAAUCAACCCCCUGACCCUAUUUUCAUUCUACGUGUAUUUUUAUAAGGUAAAGUUUAGAGAAUAUCUACCUAAUUUUAGACUAUUUUUUUUUGCAUCGACGUUACUUUUUUACCGAUUUUUUUUACGAAUUAUUUCGUUACCUUCGCUGUAGUUUCCGAAACUCUGAUUUAGUGCCAAAUGCCUAAUGCUUAAAAUAUGGUAAGCCAUAUAUAGUUCCUUACCAACAGUAAGCAUAUGGAAUACAUCGAGUAUUUUAUCACCACGUUAAAACUUUUUUUCUUUAACUGUGUACAUUUUUACAUACUUUUCCCACGUUUUAGAAAAACGUGAAUGUGUUUUUAUUUACGUUUCGUACUGUCCGCUACUUAUAUAUGUAUAUGUAAAACAGAAUGUGAACGAGAUGGUGCUUUUUAUUUUCUUGUUAUUGUAUUUAAAAGUUGAUUAUAUUUAAAAAUAAAUAACUUAAAGCUU